Messenger RNA from Entelurus aequoreus (snake pipefish), 2786 nucleotides. RefSeq names its product oocyte zinc finger protein XlCOF6.1-like. The transcript is spliced from 2 exons. NCBI's taxonomy places the organism in Eukaryota, Metazoa, Chordata, Actinopteri, Syngnathiformes, Syngnathidae. Gene Ontology annotation, molecular function: DNA-binding transcription factor activity, RNA polymerase II-specific; RNA polymerase II cis-regulatory region sequence-specific DNA binding. Gene Ontology annotation, biological process: regulation of transcription by RNA polymerase II; central nervous system development. The record is from RefSeq and is a predicted model, not a curated record. The coding region runs from base 43 to 1305 and encodes 420 amino acids. Gene Ontology annotation, cellular component: nucleus.
CAAAUCCAUUGACGAGGACUAUGGUGCAGUUUACUGCGUGGAAUGUUUUCCCGAGAUGCAAAUGAACUGGACCGGACAUGGCGUGAAGACGUCUGUGAAGAACAUCUUCUCUCUGAGCAACACAAGUGGAGCUUCAGGAUGGACAAGGAGGAGCCACAGCCCUUCCACAUUAAGGAGGAAGAGGAGACGCCACAUACAUUACAAAUGCAAAGGGAAGAAAAUAACCCACUGACCUCCCAUUUUAAAGAGGAAGAGGAGGAACACAGCAUCAGUCAAGAAUUGUUGGAGGAGUUCCAUGUGAUUGUGAAGAGUGAAGAUGAUGAGGUCAAAGGUGAGAGUGGGGAGAAGGAAGAGGCGGAGCCUCCAAGCAGCAGCUCAACUCAACACAUGACAACAGAAGCUGAUGGAGACCACUGUGGAGGAUCACAAGCAGACAAGCUCUUAGCUCCACUAUCAGAUAGUGAGGACACAACGUCACACUCUCCUGACACUGAUGAUGAAGACUCUAAAGAUGAUAAGACAUGUCACACUGACAACACACACUUCACAUGUUCUCACUGCGACAAAACUUUUAAUGACCGUUGCAAUAUGAAAAGACACAUGAGAAUACACACUGCAGAAAAACGUUUUUCAUGUUCAAUCUGCGGUAAAGAUUUUACUCAAAGGCAAUAUUUGAAAAUACACGUGAGAAUACACACUGGAGAAAAACCUUUUUCAUGUUCAAUCUGCGGCAAAGAUUUUACUCAAAGGCAAUAUUUGAAAACACACAUGAGAAUACACACUGGAGAAAAACCUUUUUCCUGCUCAGAAUGUGGUAAAAGUUUUGUAAUGAAUGAAAAUUUAAAAGUACAUAUGAGAACACACACAGGAGAAAAACCUUUUUCAUGUUCAAUCUGCGGUAAAGAUUUUACUCAAAAGCCCCAUUUCAAAGCACACAUGAGAAUACACACGGGAGAAAAACCUUUUUCCUGCUCAGAAUGUGGUAAAAGUUUUGUAAUAAAUCGAAGUUUAAAAGUGCACAUGAGAACACACACUGGAGAAAAACCUUUUAUAUGUUCAGUAUGUGGUAAAAGUUAUAUAGAAAGACGGCAAUUAAAAUCACACAUGAGAACGCACUCUGGUGAAAAACCUUACUCCUGUUCAAGCUGCAACAAAAGCUUUGGUCACCUAAACACUCUUACAGUACACAUGAGAACACACACAGGUGAGAAAGUGUUGAGUUGCAGUGUGUGUGGUGAAAGAUUCUCUUAUAAAUACCAGUGUAAGAAACACAAGUGUGCUGGUGAGAACAGCAGCAGCAAAUGAAGAUGCAGGAUUUGAAAUAAACUGUCAAAACUUUCACUUUGACUUUCUAACAACAUCAGCACAUAUAACAUGUGUGACAUCAUUGUUGUGUGUGUAACACCAUCUUGUUCAUAUGAUUCUAACAUUUAUAGAUGAGACACUUCAGAUUAGUGCUUUUAUCUCAGUCAAGUACAUGAGUUAAUAUACACAUUUGUGUACUUUAAAAUGAACAGAACAAUUUGACUGAAAAGGUGAGAAUAAACAGUACAUAAAAUAUGUUACAUACAGUAAACAUUUUAUGUGUAGAUAUUCAUAAUUCACUUUUAUACUUAUUCAUAAUAGUGUUUUAUAUAUGUUUUUUGAAAUAAUGAAGUGUUACAUAUUUUUAUUUUCUAAUUCUAGAUGAUUCCAUAGAUGAACUCCUUUAUAUGAUAUACAUAUUUGUUUUACAUGUGUUCAUACCUUUGCUUUUGAGUACACAUAAAUCCCUUUAAGUUCAUAUUUACUGCUUCACAUCUGAAACAUCUUCUGGACCACUUCUGGAAGCAUAUUAUUAUUUACUUUAUACAUCAUUUGAACAGUUGUGUUGUAUACCAUUUUAAAAUGUGUGACUUUAUGAAUCAUUUGUUGGGUCUCUAUAAUCCAUUCUAAUAAUUGUUUUUAUUACUCUCUUGUGUAAUAUGAAUAUUGUUGUGUAUCUGCAUGCAUUACUCAUCCGAGGCUUUUUAUCCUUGUGUUUUUUACUUCUGCAUGAAGUAGUGAUUACCGGACAGUGCAUGUCGUAUGAUUCAAUUAUUGUGUUAAGGAAUAUAUCAUAUGCGAUAUUGGUAUCCGAUUCACUGAAUACACUAUUCCAUUCUUUGUUUAUCAUGUCACGUUCAAAGGCCUUGAUUUCCCUUUCAUUACAGAGCCUUCUAAUGACUUAGACAAACUUUAGAACAACUUUAAUGAUCCACAAGGGAAAUGGUUCCACACAGUAGCUCAGUUACAAUGUGUGGAAAUGGUAAUGGUUUUUGUUCCUGGUUUUGGAAGUGUGCAAUAAUCCAAACUACAGAUGGCGAUUACCGGAAGGUAAUCGGAUAUAUCAGUUACCAUAAGACCGCUAGUUAUUUCAGUGUCUGGUAUGUUGGUAAAAAUAUUGUCAAUUAGAGUGGCGCUCUGCUUCGUGAUUCUACUAGGGCGUGUGAUAAGAGGUCGCAAGCCAUAGGCACACAUAGAAUUAACAAAGUCCUCAUUCUGGUGGUUGUCAUUGGGGUUUAACAGAUCAAUAUUAAAGUCACCACAUAGAAAUACAUUUCCUUGUUUCAUUUCUGCGAUUAUUUCCCCUAGGCAAUUUCCAAAUAUAUCAAUGUUUGAAUUUGGAGCCCUGUAAACACAGCAUACAGAUGUUUUUUUUUUCCUUUCAGCCCUGAGAUUUGAAUGGUUACACACUCCAUCACAUCAGCAACCACUGUAGACAUAUUUUCCAGAAUCUUUAAAUUAAUGUUUAGAUCAAUAAACAA